AUGCAAGAACGUAGGGAAUCAUUUUUCAUACACACAUAUAGUUGUAUGUAUACAUAUGCGUAUAUACAUGUGCAAAAUGGCAUUGUUUUGUCGUUAGCCCAAACGUAUGCUGUAGCAGUGCCUCCACAUUCGCCUGCGCCGAAUUUCAUGCUGGCUGGGAGUUCUACUGUGAAUGGCACAGUCCAGCACGCAAUGAUGGACGACGGCAAUGAGCAUGGCUCCAGUUUGCACAGCCGCUUGAAGACGGAGUUCGACGAAGUCAUGAGUACCAGCAUGCAGCGUCGUUUAUCACGUCUUCGGGAGGAAGUGGAUGUGCUUUUCAGUACAUUGCAGACUGGUACCACGCCCAACGGCUGUGGUAGCCACAAGCAAGCUGCAAGCGCUUCGUCUGCUUCUGCUACGGCUGGGCCGGACACUAAACCGCUCUGUGAAACGGUUGCCAAAGCUAUGCGCCGUGCCAACAAGUGCGCGCUGGAGCAGACCAAGCAGUAUGGCCCAUCGGAGCAGCAAGUUGGAAAGGUGACGCCCCCGGAAAAGGACGAAGGCCUUGUGAUGGAGGGCACAACCUUGCGUGCCUCACUUUCUAGUCUGGAACAGUCCUUGGCUUCGCGGUCGAAGCAGAUUGUUCACCUCACCGAACAGCUGAAGGCAUGUGAAAAAACCCGGGAAGAGAGACAACUCCAGGCUGAAGAGGCCAAAUCGAAAUGCUCUCAGCUCUCCGGCGACUCAAGCCAGCUGUUGAAGAUUUGUCAAUCUUAUUUGGAGAAGAGGCGCGACAGAGUGGAGCGCAUGAGCAAGGACACAGCUUUCCAGAAGCAGCAAGCGAAAUAUUAUAAGUCCUUGGCGCACCAGCAACGGGCCUUCUACCUCCAGUCGGAGCGGAUUGCGGCCUGUGGUGGCAAAGAUUCCAUCGCACGACAUCGAGCAGGCGAGUUGGCGCUGGUUUCUCAGCCGCCCACCUUGGAGGACGACAACACCCAGGAGCUCUUUGAUGUCGGUACAGCAGUCGCCAACCCCUAUGUGUGUGAUUCUUGGCCAUUUGAGCCAAAUGUUCUCGCAAAGCGGACACCGCAGGAGUCUUCAAUGCCAGCGUUUGAAGAGGAGACCGAGGAAGAUCUCAGAGAGGCGGAAAGGGGCUUCCGGACGAAUCCUUUCCGUGCCGGAGCGCGUGGUUUCAACCGUGGCUUUGAUGACGACGAUGACUUCGAUCGUCGGCCUAGCAGUGCAAGAAGCUUGUGA
This is a messenger RNA of Symbiodinium natans, 1239 nucleotides long. Lineage: Eukaryota; Dinophyceae; Suessiales; Symbiodiniaceae. The record is from the annotation of a GenBank genome assembly.